CUUCUCCCUCUCCUGAUGAGACGAUUUUCCGCCGCAUUCUCCUUCGCGCAAUCCUCCCACCUCGCUGGGGCCAUUCUCGAGUCCCUCCUUUCCCGUUCCUCAUUGACCCCGCCCCGGUAAGCUCAGACAUAGGUCCCCACCAUGUUUUGGCGAUUUGGUGGAUAUGCACAGCUUUCGUCGCUGGACAGCAUCUUGGACAAACCCGACGUGACCGUUGAGGAAUUGUUGGAUGAGUCGGACCUGAUCCAGGAACUCAAGCAGCAGAACUCGAAACUCAUCGAGUACCUCCGCGAUGAGAAUGUCCUAGAGCGAUUGCUCCGAUAUGUCAUUGCUCCCAAGGCUUCGGAACAUGCGGACGAUGUAGGUGGUGACGAUAGCGGAGACAAGGCUAGAAGGACCUCAAGAGAGGGUUUCUUUGGAAACUUCACAGGAAGAGCCCGCUCCACAUCCACAGCCAAAUCAGAUGCUGGCGAUGGCGAAGAGAGUAAAGAAGAGAAACAGCGUAUGAAGUAUGCCUACGUCUCCUGCGAAAUCCUCUCGUCCGAAGUAUGGUCCAUUUCCGAGGCGGUACUCGAAAACCAGGAAACACUACGCAAUUUCUGGAAUUAUAUCAAGCAGCCAGCACCUCUAGAUCCCGUACAGGCAGGAUAUUUCACAAAGGUCAACGAAUCCCUGCUCGACCGCAAGAUGGAGGAGAUGCUUGAGUUUUUCAAGUCCAUCGACAACGUUGUUGCUGAUAUGCUUCAACACGUCGAUUGCCCCAUGAUAAUGGACCUACUGUUGAAGAUUAUCAGCUUAGAAAAGAGUGAGGGGGGCCAAGGAAUUGUUGACUGGCUGCAAUCCCAAAACCUCAUGCCACAGCUUCUAGCAAACCUAUCGCCAGAGCAGAGUUCUUCAACACAAACUUCUGCAGGCGACUUUAUCAAAGCCAUCAUUACCAUCUCCGCAAAUGCCACCACGCAAGAUCAGUCAGUCAUUGGGCCAAACGAACUCACCCGGCAAUUGGUGUCGGAGUCUUGCAUCAAGACUUUAAUUGAAGACAUGCUGCGGGGUGGCAACCCCCUCACUGUUGGCGUGGGCAUCAUUAUCGAGGUCAUUCGAAAGAACAAUUCGGAUUAUGACUUGGAAAACCAAGUCGGCCCGGUUCCUAAGAAUUCGGAUCCAAUUUAUCUUGGAACGCUUCUUCGCCAAUUUGCAAAACACAUUCCUCAGUUCAUGGAAUUGGUGCAUGACCCAAAUCAGACCAUCGCCAAUCAGGACGGCACAACUACCACCAGAAAGCGGGAGCUGAAGACAGCUUUCGGUGAGAAGAUCGAGCCUCUUGGGUUUGAUCGAUUCAAGACUUGUGAAUUGAUGGCAGAGUUGCUACACUGCAGCAAUAUGGCAUUGCUGAACGAGAGAGGCAGUGAAGCUGAAGUAAAGCGCAGAGAUAAUGAAAGAGAACAGCUAAAAGCUGAGGGUAAACUGACGUCAAGAACAAACACCCAUGCUGGAGACUUCUCGACCAGUGUUGACAGUCAUGGAUUCCACCACGCCCGGGCACCAUCGAGCGAGUCACCCGAAGAAGUGAAAAAGCUCGAGGUACAAAAUAAUUCCGAGGACGACUUUGAAAAGGUGACAGUGUCCGAGGCUGCCUCGGAAGAUAUUAAGGAAAAGGAUCAGAUUAGUGAGCCUUUGGAGAAAUCACCCAAGAUACUUCCUAAAGAAGCGUCCGAAAAAUCCGAGGGCGAUGGCGAGUUUGUUGAUGAACCUCUGUCGCCGGCCAAGGAUGCGGAAGCCCCUGACGCAGAAUCUCCAGCUAAGCCUGCGGAUGAUGCCGAAUCUCCCACUUCAGCCGGACUUUCUGCCAAGGUGGGAGGUCUCGAUUUGGACAAUGAUACAGUGAUGGGCGAGCGACAUGACACAACGGAAGCUCCGCCAGUAGAAGCAGAUUCGAAAGAACGCCCAUCGCUCCUCACACAACAACUUAACAAAACCUCGAACCCAGAAACACUGGAUCCACCUGAAGGCCUUUCUCCCCAUGCAGAGGACAAGCCUGCACCGUUAUUCUCUGGGAAGCCGAAGACCCUAGAGGCUGCUCCAGAGCCUCCAUCUAACACAUCCAAAUUCACUGCCAGUGUUGCACCUAGCGAAGGAUCUGAAAUCACACCAAUUGACGACGACGGUAGUGUGCGAUCCAUUCUUUUGGGCGGCACAGAAGGCCAGUAUCCACCUCAGUAUGAGGUCGACAUUGAUGGAACACCCGUUGUCGGCGAUCUUUUGAAGAUGAUGUUCGUAGAAAACAAAGUAGUUCCUACAAUCCUCGAUUUCUUCUUCCGAUUUCCCUGGAACAACUUCCUCCACAAUGUUGUCUACGAUGUUGUACAGCAAGUCUUCAAUGGCCAGAUGGACCGCGGCUUCAACCGCAGCCUAGCGAUCGAUCUUUUCGAAACAGGUCGGAUCACUGACAGAAUCAUCGAAGGACAACAGGCCAGCGAUGAGGCUCAGGCCAAGACACAUAUGCGUCUUGGUUACAUGGGUCAUCUCACACUUAUAGCAGAAGAGGUACUAAAGUUCACAGAGCGACAUCCAGCAGAACUUCUUUCCCAGUCGGUACUGGACAAAGUAAUGAGUCAGGCCUGGAUCGACUACGUCGAGCAGACACUGGCAGAAACGCGGGAACGAGACAACGCUAUACUGGGUGGCGUUCGCCCCGACAUGAGCGUAGGACCUCGCCAGGCUGUCCUGAACGCUGUCAAUGCGGCUUCCGGCUUCACUAAUGACAGCUCUUCGGGCCUUGCUGCAGCAGGACUGACUGGUGGUGGCACCAUCGGACUGGACAGCAUGGAACUAGCCAACACAGAAAGCUCAGGUGGCGGAUACACCUUCGGUGGUGGCACACUACUUAGCGGCUUCACCAAUUCGAGUGAUGAGGAGGACGAAGAGAUGGAUGAGGGUGAGGUGGAGCGAGAGCGGCAUACGCCCGUGAGUGAUUCGGAACAAGUGGGUGAACUCUCAUUUGAAGACGUCGAGAUGGACUACCGAUAAUCUACCCGAACCCGACACUGCCAUGUCUGCGCGUUGGUGCGUUUCAUUUUCCAUCACUCCCAUUCUAUGUUUUGGGCCUGUACAGUGUUUCCUCUCGUUUUCAUUCCGCAUACACACUUUAAAGACAUGUUGUUCGGCCCGGUCAGGAAGACUAUUUAUACCACCCCAAUUCUCUUCAUUUACACAUGCACUCCUGCCUCUGGAAUGUAUUACA
Molecule: messenger RNA, 3241 nt
Organism: Aaosphaeria arxii CBS 175.79
Lineage: Eukaryota; Fungi; Ascomycota; Dothideomycetes; Pleosporales
Product: extragenic suppressor of kinetochore protein 1
Exons: 3
Coding region: 142-3027 (961 amino acids)
Cellular component (GO): nucleus; cytosol
Molecular function (GO): protein phosphatase binding; protein phosphatase regulator activity
Source: RefSeq, a predicted model, not a curated record